GAAAGGGUGAUAUGCGUGAAUUAAGCCAAAAUAAUAAGAUACAGUCAGCUUUGAGAUUACAUGAGUAAGGUUCUAAGGAGAGGGAAUGGCUCAUGCAAAGGCCCUGUGUUGGUGCCUCCAAAAACUGGCAGAAAGCCCCUGUGAACGACUGUGUGACAGUAGGUGAGUUACACAGCCCCUGUGCAUCAUGGGAAAAUGGAGAUGCCCAUAUCGACCCCUCGAGGUUGGUAUGAGGAUUCAAUUAGGCAACCGUGUUACAGGGUUAAUGCUGUGUCCAGCAUGUAGUAAGUAGGUGUUCAACAAACACCAGCUAUUAGUUUGAGCAUGAUAAUUAUUAUUCGAGGAGGAAAGAAUAGACCCAGGGAGUGAGAAGGGUGAGGAAAAAGGAGCUAGUGUAGCUUAUCCUUCUAGAAUCUAAAAUUCAGGAUAUAGUCUGAGCGAGGUCCUGAUAAUGGGAUUCUAAACAUGCCUCCAGGACAUCCUAGACACCAAAUUAUAAUUAGCAUUAACUUCAUAGUGACUGCCAUUCGUUGAACACCUACUACAUGGCAAGGCACUACUCCAAGCGCCUCGUGUCCAUGGCCCCGUCUGACUCUGGGGCAGGCACUAUUAUUAACGCCUCCAUUUUACAGAGGAGAAAAGGUGUGGUUCAGAGUCCAGGGGAGAAGCCAGGAGGCCAGCAGAAAGCCCCGUCACCUCCUACCAGGUUGACCUUUGGCCAUUCCUUAACUUUGACGUGAGUGAUAGGAGCGGGUGAUUCUGCUUCUCCCUCCAUCUCCCCGUGGGGAUUGUAGGGUGAGAGAAUGAGAGCAAAGCCUCAGAGCCCCCUCCCCAGGGACACUGUCCCAGCCUGGUCCCCACUCACCAUCACCACUGACCCGAUACUGGAGAAGGAUGCUGCUGGAGGUGACUUCCGAGCCAACUUGUCCCUGGACAGAAUACAAGAUGAGGAGUCCUCUGGACAUCAGCUCCGGCCACACCCCUGCCUGGAGGAAGCUGCUUUUAACAGCCUCCAACUAAUGCCACUGAAGACAUUCCCAGCCGCUAUCCGGGGAGUCAUCCAGAGUGAGCUCAACUAUUCUGUGAUCCUGCAGUGGGUGGUGACAAUGGACCCUGAGCCCGUGCUGAGCUGGACCUUCAAUGGGGUGCCCUGUGGGAUGGGAGAGAAGCUGUUCAUCCGACGGUUGUCCUGGGAACAGCUGGGCACCUACAUGUGCAUAGCCACGAAUAGCAAGAAACAGCUGGUCUCUGAGCCUGUGACCAUCUCGCUGCCAGAACCCAUUGCGCAGCCCACAGAAGCAGAGCCCAUGGAGCCGGACCCCACUCUGUCCCUGUCAGGAGGCUCUGCCAUCGGGCUCCUUGUGGCUGGGAUCCUGGGAGCCGGGACACUGAUUGCAGGCGUGUGUUUCACCAUCAUCCAGAGCCUAAGGACUGACAGGCAGAGAAUAGGAAUAUGCAGCUGAAAUGUGGGCAACUCUCCUGUCAGCUUAAGAGAUGGGCACUUUGUACUUCUCUAUCCACGUGGGAAAAGACCCCAUCCCACAGCUUCCAAGUCUACAACAUCCAACAUCCCUGUUCAAGGGAACAACCCAACUUAACCAGACUCCCUUUGCCCUGUUUCUGAAACACCUGAAGAAAGCAUCUGAUGGGUUGACUCGGUGCCAUCCUUGGUCCCAUCGCUGUGACACGUUGUGCAAGCAAAGCAUCAGAGGCUCAUCCCUGUCUGUGGGAGCUCAGUGCUCAGCAAACAGGGGGGAGGUUUCACCUUGGAAAUUGGCCAGACCCCAAAAUAUGUCUUUUACACAUGUUGCUUUUUUUUUCUCUCUUUUUCAAAAAGAACCAAAAACUAAAUAAAAAUACCACUACUUCUGA
This is a messenger RNA of Cercocebus atys (sooty mangabey), 1872 nucleotides long. RefSeq names its product immunoglobulin superfamily, member 23 (gene IGSF23). Bases 804 to 1463 code for a protein of 219 amino acids. NCBI's taxonomy places the organism in Eukaryota, Metazoa, Chordata, Mammalia, Primates, Cercopithecidae. The transcript has 6 exons. The record is from RefSeq and is a predicted model, not a curated record.